This is a messenger RNA of Pantherophis guttatus, 2391 nucleotides long. It is a transcript of the gene NOBOX, whose product is annotated as NOBOX oogenesis homeobox. The record is from RefSeq and is a predicted model, not a curated record. NCBI's taxonomy places the organism in Eukaryota, Metazoa, Chordata, Lepidosauria, Squamata, Colubridae. Gene Ontology annotation, molecular function: RNA polymerase II cis-regulatory region sequence-specific DNA binding; DNA-binding transcription factor activity, RNA polymerase II-specific. Gene Ontology annotation, biological process: regulation of transcription by RNA polymerase II.
GCAGGGAACGGGGAUGGCGAUGGACGGGCUGGCCGCGCAGCAGCGGUUCCCCCAACAAGACGCGGUGUACAAGGCCAAAUUUAAGGAGCCGGAAGAGAGAGGAGCAAGUGAGUCACUUCUGUGCACAGAACAAUUGGCUUCAAAUGAAAAUCUCAUGAAUGAGGUUAGCGCUCAAAGCAGUAUUGGCUGCGUGGAUCACGCUGAGACCCUUGGUGAUCCACCUGGAAAGAUCCUGAAAAAAGAAGGGAGCCCUGAAGUUUCAAAGGAGGAAGAGGAAGAAGACGGAGAGUACUAUCUAGAACCCAAGCCGGAAUCCCAUCUUGCACCGCUGACGUCUUUAGAUUCUCAUCCGCUCGCUUUCUACCAACCUUCCAACCGAACAGCCAGUUUUAGUGACAUAAACACUGAGCCUCCAAUUUCCGAAACUGGACAUAACCAAGACUUCGUCCAUCUUUCCGAAUCAGAAGAAAAAAUAGACUUGGGCAACUUGAAUGUGACCGAAAAGGAGAUUAUAAAAAAGAAAGCCAAGAAGAUCUUUGCAAGGCCUUCCCAAAACGCUUCUUGUGUCGGGCUGGAAAACGAACAAAAUCCAGAUGUCAACCAGAACCUCAAUCCCACACGCAGGUCAGCCAGAUGUGCUACAGCAAGUAACGUCAGCCAGCCGCCUUUCAGGCACUGUUCAGCGCUGGUAUCCAAAGGCGACGCGGCUGGAAUUCAGGAUCGGGAAGAUUCCGAUUUGCUAGAAAUCGCCAAAAAACCUGUUCCGCCUCCUCGGAAGAAAACACGAACUUUCUACAACGCUAUACAGCUACAGGAACUGGAGAAAACAUUCCAAGAAGACCAUUAUCCUGACAACGAGAAGCGCCGAGAAAUUGCUGCUUCAGUUGGUGUGACACCCCAGCGCAUUAUGGUCUGGUUCCAGAAUCGCCGAGCAAAGUGGAGAAAAAUAGAAAAACUGAUGGUGAAAAACAAUAAGAAAUACUCCCUUGCUGCGCCAGCUUUACCAGUGGAUCCUCAUCGAAUGCCACAAGGCACAACUGUGUUGGCUAUGGCUCAGCUGUCUGACAUGGGAAACCAUCAACCUAACACCGUCACAAUGGAUACUGCAACUGUGAACUAUUCUGGACCCUCCAUCUCAUUGUCCACCUCAUCAGUCGCCUCGGUGACCGGCAAGAUGAGCUGUUAUGACUCCGUCCAGACCAAAGCCACCACCUCUCAGGGUUGCUUGGGAUCCCUCCGGGAAGAGCUCUUCCCUGCUAUUCCAAGCCCUCCACCCAUUCGCAGGACCAACCUUCCCUUCAACGUGGCCUUUAACCCCAAUCACCACAUCGUUCCGUUGAUGCUGGACGAUAGCCUGGCCAGCGAAUGCAGCCCUUCCAGCCAGGAGAGCAGCUCCAGUGACGCCCUCACCUACAGCGUCCAGAAUCAAAGCACCAGUUCUCCUGUGGACUGCAAUUACCCUGAACAACUGGAGCCUACAAUCAACUUUGAAGCUCCCUGUUUUCACCCAAAUAGCCAUCCUGCUCUGCAUCAGCACGGCCAGUAUUCCCAACACGAGAUGUCUCACUUCCCGAUCCAUCUUUCUGGCAACACCUUGCCCAGUGUCCGACUCACAACAGCUACACCCAGUAAGUCCACAACGUUUUUCUCGCUCCCUGGAAGUAACGGACUUGUGACCUAUGGAGCAGCCGAGUGUCCUCAAGGUUUCCUACAGAAUCACGUAGGAACUACUCACCUCCUACUACAGCCAUCCGCUGGGAGCUCAGGUUACCUCCCUGCUUUUCAAGCUUUCCCGUGGAAUGAGUUUUCCACACAAGGACCAUCCUUCACCCACUCCUUCUCCUCCCCGAUACCAUUUUCUGGCUUGGCAAUUGGGGGAGGCUCUGCCCAGCAGGCACCCUUUGCCCCAAACCAGACCCUGCCUGCCAGCUCCUGCCUCCUCCAGCUGCCAAAGGCCCCUGGGCCUGGUGCCACCUUGCUGUUUACCACCAAGCCACUGGUGCCAACGAAUCUGGAGCCCCCGUCUCAGCCACUGCCCAAGAUGCCGGCAGAAGAAGACUCCGAUCCUGGCGAUGGUCCUCAGGAGAUGGAGAGCGUGUCGCUGCCAGAUUUUUCCGAAGACAGCAAGACCGAACUCAACUUUUCUCCUCGUCGGGCCGGAGAUGAAAAAACAGCCUGAUUAUUGUUAAGCCGUUCUUGGCAAGAUCAACCAAAACAUGAUAUACUUUGAAUGUAAGCCUCUUGGAAAUCCCAACCAAAAGAAAAUGCCAGUACAAUCACUAGAAGGACUUGUUCUUAUUGUUGCUGCUAUUAUUAUUUAUUCUUCUUGUUGCACUUAUUAUCUGCUGAGAUAAAGAAGCGGUAAUAAAGCAAAUCUCAUUCUUUCCUUUA